AUGAACGAAUCGGUUCCCUCAUCAUCUUCAACUCGGAAUGAGCAGCAGGAUCAUCAUCCAACACAACAAGAGAACGACUUCCGAACUUCCUUCGUAACUUGCAACGACAUUGAGAGUAGUCCCUCGUCAUUGCCUGCAUCAUCUCUUUCAUGCUCUCUUCAGCCACUCCUUGAGGAAAUUCGGAAAGAUUUAAUUCAAACCUCUUCAACACAAGAUGAUUCAUCAUGCAUGCAUCAUGAUCACGUCAAUAAUAUGUGGCAAUACGUUGAAAAAAUUUGUCAAGUCAUGAAAAACGAAAAAGAACACGAAGUAUAUGCCAUUUCAUCUCUAAAAAUUGGAUUAGAAUUAAUUGUCGUAUGGGGAAUCGUACCUCGACUAUUGAAAGGAGUUGGAAUUUCUCUUUCCAAAAGAAUUGAAUCACUCUCACAACAAAGUAAAAUAUCGAUCAAUAAGCAAAGUGAAUUUAGUGAAAAUGAAAAGAUUUCGCGAACCGAAUUGCAAAAGUUGGUCAAGUGUGUGAAAAUUUUAUAUGAAAUUUCAAACUGGGAUGAAUUUUAUCAUCAACUCGUGCUACAAAAUUACUUGACUGAUAUUUAUUCUGCUCUCUUUCAAAUCCUUUAUUUAUGUAACAAUCUGAAAAAAGCAAUUGAGCAAAAACAACAUUGUCCUUCCUCUGUCAUUGCAAAUCUCUCUCAACAAUUUGGAAUUGAAGAGUCAGAUCGAUUAUAUUGCUCAGAAUUACUCUACAAGUUACUAACUCAAACUCAUGAAUCAAUGGUUGUGCAUUGUUUAGUCACAUUACUUUCUCAAUCAACAUUACCUCAAUGGCUUAAAAAUAGAUGCACGAUUUGGCUCUCAAAAACAAUAUUAAGGCCAAAAGGAGUAUUUGCCAUCAUUUCAGUAAUGCUUGACAAUGUACCAGAAUCUAACUUGCGACAUUAUGAAAAAAUUGUAGAUUUGAUUAUUGCCAUUCCAAAAGAAAUGAAUGCUCAAGAUUAUUUCAAAAUUAUUUGUCCUCAAAUUAUCAAACUCUUUCGAUUACGAGGAAAGAAUAGUCAUCACUUAUUGAAAACAACAACACUUGCUGUGGAAAAAUUAUUGAAAAAUAUCCAUGUAUUGCACAAGAAUUAA
Messenger RNA from Naegleria lovaniensis, 1131 nucleotides. RefSeq lists its product as uncharacterized. NCBI's taxonomy places the organism in Eukaryota, Heterolobosea, Eutetramitea, Acrasida, Naegleriidae. The coding region runs from base 1 to 1131 and encodes 376 amino acids. The transcript has a single exon. The record is from RefSeq and is a predicted model, not a curated record. Gene Ontology annotation, biological process: protein secretion.